Molecule: messenger RNA, 1072 nt
Organism: Elaeis guineensis (African oil palm)
Lineage: Eukaryota; Viridiplantae; Streptophyta; Magnoliopsida; Arecales; Arecaceae
Product: L10-interacting MYB domain-containing protein
Source: RefSeq, a predicted model, not a curated record
ACAUGCCAACAAAGAGAGUUGCUGCAAAGUCUGUUCGGGAACGCACUUCUAAUUGGACCAAUGGACUUGAUGAGACCAUGCUGAGGAUAUUGAAACAGGAGUACACGCUAGGAAACUAUGUUGGGGGACAAUUCACAAAUGAUGCCUGGACACAAAUAGUCGCAACCUUUAAUCUUCAAACGGGCUUAACUUACACUAAGGCUCAUAUCAAGAAUCGUCUAAAGGUCUUAAAGAAGUCGUUCUUAUUGUACCAUACACUUGCAACCAAGAGUGGAUGGGGAUGGGAUCCAGAUAGAAAUAUGCUGAUCGUUGGAGAUCUUUCAGAUUGGGAAGACAUGAUAGAGGCAAAUCCACAAUAUGCCAAGUGUAAGGACAGGCCUUUCCCAGCUUUUGGGAUCCUUGAGUUGCUUUGUGCAAGCACAUCAAUUGGAAAGCAUCAAGAUAAAACGACUCUUGAUAUACGUUGUAGGGAUAACAGCUCUAACACAUCCCAUGACAUCUCUAGUUCUUCAAGUCACGGGAAAAGAAAAAGGACAGGUGUCUUUAGACCUACACUGGAGCCAGUGGAGACUGCAAGGUGGCGAUCAAGGAUAACAAAAGAACAACUCAACUGUGAAAAUGCCGCAAGACCUAGGGUGUAUUCAAUUGAAGAUUGCAUCGACAAAUUGGAAACAGUGCCUAACAUAUCCUCGGAAGCAUUCCUUUCUGCCUGUGAGGCUUUCAAGGAUGAGAAUGAUAGGUCCAUUUUUAUGCGCCUUAAUGGAUCUUUGCUUAAUAUGUGGAUUGAUAGACAGGUCGCCAAGCACACCAUAUCAGUUGUCCAGGUAGUGGUACCCUCCCAGCAGAACUCACCAUAGUGGAACUGGUCAGAUCGGUAGCCACAAUGAUGCCCAACUUACUAUUCCUUCCCCUUACAAGACAAGAGACUUCAUUUGAGUUUGCCUCGUGUUCUAUUUUUUGGUCUUGUACAGUUUCCACCACUGGAUUGUGGAAUGACAGCUUUAAAUUUGUGACACGUUAAUUUGCCAUAAAUUAUUAUCAUGCUACUUCUAGUUUUAAAUGAUCUUUGCGC